CGUUCAUGUGACUGGUUCACGUGGUUCCAGGAAUAAUAAGGGAAGGACCGCUUCUCAAUCACACACUUUGCUGACCAGUGACUGACAGUUACGGCGGCACAGCCGACAGCCGAAGAUUUAAUCCAAGUUCACACCAACAGCUGACAUACAAGCGACAGUCAGAAUGUGGCGUGCAGCUUUCCUGCUAUUGGCUGCAAGCUUGUCGGUGAGCCUGGCCAGACCACACCUCAAAGCACUGUCCGAUGAGAUGGUGAACUACAUCAAUAAAGUCAACACUACCUGGAUGGCUGGUCACAACUUCCACAAUGUCGACUACAGUUACGUCCAGAAACUCUGUGGUACAAUGCUGAAGGGACCGAAACUGCCAAUCAUGGUUCAGUAUAGUGGGGACAUUAAGCUGCCUAAAGAAUUUGACUCCAGAGAGCAGUGGCCCAACUGUCCCACUCUGAAGGAGAUCAGAGACCAGGGCUCCUGUGGAUCCUGCUGGGCAUUUGGCGCUGCAGAGGCCAUCUCUGACCGCCUGUGUAUCCACAGUAAUGCCAAGGUCAGCGUGGAAAUCUCCUCAGAGGAUCUGCUGACCUGCUGCGAGAGCUGUGGCAUGGGUUGUAAUGGUGGCUACCCUUCAGCUGCAUGGGACUUCUGGACCAAAGAGGGGUUGGUCUCUGGAGGCCUCUAUGACUCCCACAUUGGUUGUCGUCCCUACACCAUCCCCCCCUGUGAGCACCAUGUGAAUGGCAGCAGACCCUCCUGCAGUGGGGAGGGUGGAGACACACCAGAGUGCGUCUACCAGUGUGAACCUGGAUACACACCCAGCUACAGACAGGACAAGCACUUUGGUAAAACGUCUUACAGCAUGCCCUCAGAUGUCGAGCAGAUUCAGGCCGAGAUAUACAAAAAUGGCCCAGUAGAGGGAGCCUUUACUGUCUAUGAAGACUUUGUGCUGUACAAGUCUGGUGUGUAUCAGCAUGUGUCUGGGUCUAUGGUGGGUGGGCAUGCCAUCAAGAUCCUGGGCUGGGGGGAGGAGGAUGGUGUUCCCUACUGGCUCUGUGCCAAUUCCUGGAACACUGACUGGGGUGAUAACGGAUACUUUAAAUUCCUGCGUGGAUCAGAUCACUGUGGUAUUGAAUCUGAGAUAGUGGCAGGGAUUCCCAAAUAAAACCUAAGGCUUUGAACUGCAGUGCAUCUGCCGUCAUUUGAUUAUCACUAGAGGAUGACACACUCCACGUUCAACUGCUUUUGUUCCCUGAAGUUAAAUCCCACUGAUGAUCUUGCAUACACAUUACGUGUUUUUUCUUCUUUUUUUUCUUUUUGACGGCACAUUGAAACAACUCCAGCCACUUUAACAUAAUUUAGGUGGAUUAGCAGAUGGAGUAUGACAGCAGCUGUGUUCCUGAGCACAAGUCUCUGCUGUCGAAUUGAAGGUGUUUUUUCAUGAGCUGCUGCGAGGUCCUGUUCCCUCACCUGUUGAAGCAGUCAAAUGUGGACUGUCACUGUUUUGUUCCCCCCCUGUUGUCACAUUUGCUUGCUGUACUGAUGGGAAGUUGUGGGCCAUUAUUUGAUUCUGAAUCAGGCAGCAAAGGUCAGUUUUGUUUAGUUUAGUUAGUUUUUAAUGAUCACAGCUUUUAUCAGAUUUUUUUAUCCAAUAUUUUUCUCAGUAUUGCAAAGGCCACUCCAUAAUGUUAGGAUGUACUCUCUGUAAUUGGUGCCUCUUGGUGUUUUUGAACUUACAGUUUAAACACAAAUAGAGUGUUUUUAUUGUCUGUCUAUUGAUCAAAAUAUUGACACAUAACUUUUGUUCUGAAGAAAUAAAAUAAAACAAUAUUUGGCUCCCAA
This is a messenger RNA of Scatophagus argus, 1833 nucleotides long. RefSeq names its product cathepsin Ba (gene ctsba). Gene Ontology annotation, biological process: regulation of catalytic activity. Lineage: Eukaryota; Metazoa; Chordata; Actinopteri; Scatophagidae. Gene Ontology annotation, cellular component: lysosome. The record is from RefSeq and is a predicted model, not a curated record. Bases 164 to 1156 code for a protein of 330 amino acids. The transcript has 11 exons. Gene Ontology annotation, molecular function: cysteine-type endopeptidase activity.